Molecule: messenger RNA, 1746 nt
Organism: Colletotrichum destructivum
Lineage: Eukaryota; Fungi; Ascomycota; Sordariomycetes; Glomerellales; Glomerellaceae
Product: Putative major facilitator superfamily, MFS transporter superfamily
Exons: 6
Coding region: 1-1746 (581 amino acids)
Biological process (GO): transmembrane transport
Cellular component (GO): membrane
Molecular function (GO): transmembrane transporter activity
Source: RefSeq, a predicted model, not a curated record
AUGGCCCUCAACCUACACGGCGUCCAGAAUUCAGAGUCUACAUCGACGAAUGGCUCUGGAGUCCAAGAUGCAAAUGAGAAAGUCGUUAGGAUCUCGGGCUCUGAAACCACUCAAAAGAUUCGCCACCGUAUCUUGGAGGAGCGAUCGGGUGAUCUUAUUGCAGAAAAGCCAUAUACUAAUAUUUCGAGUCUGUGGCGCCGACAAACCACCUCGCACAAGCCGGACGAGAUCGCAACCCAACCUUCGGUAUUCGACGACCCAGAGUUGGCUGUUUACUUUCAGCCCUCUGAAAACUACGAAAACCGGCAUCGUUUUGACGCAGACUUCCGAUGGACUUGGGCAGAAGAGACUCCCUUGGUCAAGAAGAUUGACUGGAAAGUCACCGUUUGGUCUUGCAUCGCCUUCUUCGCCCUCGACCUGGACCGGUCCAACAUCAGCCAAGCCAAUUCAGACAACUUCCUCGAUGAUCUUGGGCUUGACACCAAUGACUACAAUCUUGGCCAAACCGUAUUCAGAGUCUCAUUUCUCCUGGCUGAGCUCCCCAGUCAGUUGAUCAGUAAGAAGAUUGGACCUGACCGCUGGAUCCCGGCACAAAUGAUACUUUGGAGCAUCGUUAGCGCAGCCCAAUUCUGGCUCAAUGGACGAUCAUCUUUUCUUGCAACUCGUGCCUUGAUCGGAAUGCUUCAAGGUGGCUUCAUCCCUGAUGUUAUCCUAGUAGAACUGCCUUUCAGGCUGGCGCUGUUUUGGAUGGCAAAUCGUUUGACCGAUGUCAUCGCCCCCUUGCUUGCGUACGGGCUUCUUCGAUUGCGAGGGUACCACGGGUAUGAAGGUUGGCGCUGGCUGUUCCUUUUGGAAGGUAUUCUGACACUGGUGAUUGGGAUAUGGUCCGUGUUCAUCAUGGUGCCAUCCCCAACUCAGACCAAGGCGCCUUGGCGGCCUAAAGGCUGGUUCACGGAGCAUGAGGAAAAGAUCAUGGUCAGCCGUAUUCUUCGAGACGAUCCCUCCAAGAGCGACAUGCAUAACCGCCAGGCCAUCACCCUCAAGAUGCUUUGGGAGUCCUUGUGCGACUAUGACUUGUGGCCUAUCUAUAUUAUCGGGCUCACAUUCGGUGUUCCGGCUGGACCACCUGAUCAGUACCUUACUCUUACACUGCGACAGCUUGGAUUCGACACUUUCGACACGAACCUUCUCAGCAUUCCAUGCCAAGUUACAACCACGCUGAACAACGACACAGAUGUUGCUGUUGACAUGGUUUUCGGAAAGAAUCAAUCAGCGGGCCCUGCUUGGCGGCUUCGUUCAGUUGUGGCUCUUACCAUGCGUUAUUGCCCUUGCGGUCAUACCAUCCGAUGUCAAUCGAUGGGCCUCAUAUGCGUUGGUGAUUGUGCUGCUGUCUUACCCUUCGCCCCAUCCCAUGUGAUUGGUUGGGCAAGCCGCAAUUCCAAUACUGUCAGGACAAGGACAGUUUCGGCGGCGCUGUACAAUAUGUCUGUGCAAAUACAGUCCAUCAUCAGCGCUAAUAUCUACCGGCGAGACGAUCGCCCGCAGUAUCGCCGCGGCAACAGGGUUUUGGUUGGAAUUGCCAGUAUGAACAUCGUGGUGUACGCAUGCGCCAAGUUCUACUAUGUUUGGAGAAACAAGCAGCGAGACCAGAUUUGGGACGCCAUGUCACCAGAGGAGCGUCAGCGAUAUUUGGAUACUACCACAGACAAGGGCAGCAAGAGACUGGACUUCAGGUUUGUGAGUUGA